UUCUUGUGUUUGAAUAUAUGUGCUGCUUUAUUUUUUGUAUCGUCUCAUUUUGUAAUAUCUGGAGGGGAUUCUUAUGGUUUUGUCUAUUUUUCUUUGUUUCCUUUUCUUUUUGAACUUCUAGGUUUUUUAUUUUUGAGGAAAUGCAGGUAUGUUGGAAACAUUCACAUGCAAGUGACUGAACCACUUCUUCAAGAAGUUUUUGCAAGUACUGGUCCUGUGGAAAGCUGCAAGCUUAUUAGGAAAGAAAAGUCGUCCUAUGGAUUUAUUCAUUAUUUUGAUCGUAGAUCGGCAGCACUGGCGAUACUGUCUCUUAAUGGGAGACAUCUGUUUGGGCAGCCUAUCAAAGUUAACUGGGCAUAUGCCAGUGGUCAGAGGGAGGAUACAUCAAGUCAUUUCAACAUUUUUGUUGGCGAUCUCAGUCCCGAGGUUACUGAUGCCAUGUUGUUUGCGUGCUUUUCUGUUUACCCAAGUUGUUCUGAUGCGAGGGUUAUGUGGGAUCAGAAGACUGGACGUUCUAGGGGAUAUGGGUUUGUCUCCUUCAGAAGUCAGCAGGAUGCCCAAAGUGCAAUCAAUGAUUUAACUGGAAAAUGGCUGGGCAGCAGGCAGAUGCGCUGCAACUGGGCCACAAAAGGUGCUGGUGCCAGUGAUGACAUGCAGAAUGCUGAUUCUAAAAGUGUUGUGGAACUAACAAAUAGCUCCUCAGAAGAUGUUAAAGAGGCAGCAAAUAGUGAUGCUCCUGAGAAUAACCCUCAUUACACAACUGUGUAUGUCGGCAAUCUUGCUCCGGAGGCAAGAAUCUCUUUCCGUUGUGCUUAUU
Messenger RNA from Olea europaea var. sylvestris, 817 nucleotides. RefSeq names its product oligouridylate-binding protein 1B-like. The record is from RefSeq and is a predicted model, not a curated record. The transcript is spliced from 8 exons. Gene Ontology annotation, molecular function: mRNA binding. NCBI's taxonomy places the organism in Eukaryota, Viridiplantae, Streptophyta, Magnoliopsida, Lamiales, Oleaceae. The annotation marks the transcript as partial.